CCUGCAGGUGAAGGCACCGGACUGAAGCUGGGCUGGGACUCUUCCAGAGGUUGCUAUGCUCAGAUCAGGGCUUGGCAUCCUUAUGACUGUGGAGGUGGCCGUAGGUCCUGUCCGCUGGAGUUGCGGUAUCGGCCAUGGUUAUCACUUUAUUCCCAACAUGAAAUUCUGUGGGGUCGAGCUGGAUCACUGCCCCCACCAAGAAAUCCAAAUGCUGUGAAGGGAAGUUGGGAAGCUAACACUACAAAGGACAUUGCUGCUGGAUUUGAUGCAUUGUGCUCCGUCAUCCUGCAAUCCGGUAUUCAAACUCUAUACAUUGAGUCUUUGGAUCAUGAUUUGGCUGCAGAUAUUCUGUACAAUCACUUGAUGUACACACCAAAUGAGAUUACUCACUUGGAGUUUCGGCCAUUUGGGACAUGGGGAGAUUCACCCUUCCAAACUGACAACAAAACCAACAAGAAACGUCGUCACAUUCACCUCUGUGCCAAACUUAUUCAACAGUCGUUCCGACCAUACCCAAACAUAAUGGUAGAGGGCUUGAAUGACUACUUCCAAACUGACAUCUCUAGGUUCUUCCAGAAAAAAAAGGUGCCACCAGCCUCUGCAAUCUUGACCUGCGGUGCACUCGGCAUAUUGACGACCGUCGACGAGAUUGUCCUAUUGAGCAUGGAGGUCGAUGCAUGA
Molecule: messenger RNA, 681 nt
Organism: Seminavis robusta
Lineage: Eukaryota; Bacillariophyta; Bacillariophyceae; Naviculales; Naviculaceae
Source: the annotation of a GenBank genome assembly